Molecule: messenger RNA, 666 nt
Organism: Amborella trichopoda
Lineage: Eukaryota; Viridiplantae; Streptophyta; Magnoliopsida; Amborellales; Amborellaceae
Source: RefSeq, a predicted model, not a curated record
AUGGAGUCUUCGAAGAAGGCCAAAGGCUUUGUGAAGCCUUCUCGAUCCUCUGCUCGGCUUGCAGCAAGGUUUGGUGCUGGAGACAUAAUUCGUGACGGUAAAAAGGGUUAUCUCUUUUUUGACAAGUGUAUCUGCUACCAUAUUGGCUUCGCCAUUGAUGCAAAGGCGUUCAAAGCAUGGGAUGGCAUACAGAGAGAGCAUACCGUAGCGGUUUCCAAGACCAAGGAUUGCUUGAACGCAGUUGUGUCCAGAGUCCCAUUGGUUGAUGGGGCCAAGGGUAAGAGCCAAACAGUCUCACAAGCACUUCGACAAGCUGCCGAUAUUGCAAAUUCCAUCAAGACAACCAUAUAUCUUCUUACUACCAUGGCCCAGAGGAUGGCUUCUCUACUUCCAGAGCUUGCAAGGGUAGUGACAAAAGAGAUGGCUCUUUCAGAGGAGACUCUUGAAUUGCUAGGUGUUGUUGCCGAUUUAGAGGAAUCAGUGCCGGCUCUGCAGCAGAAGAACUACAUCGAUCUCAAAGUCUACAUUACUGGCUGUCUCAAUCACCAGGUGGACUGUGAGGAGGUGUUCUCAAAGGAUAGCUCUCCACUCACAAAGAUGAAUAACAAUUUGACCAAGCUCAUGUUGAUGACUCUUGAUCUCGUAAACUAUCUUUCUCCCUCCUGA